AUGGGGGCAAACUACCCCAUUGAUGUGGACACAAAGGAACUUGUGCCACGCGACAUGAUGAUGAGGUUGACGGUAGACCGGUACGGUAACCGGUUCAAGCCUGUCUACGUCAUUUGGCGGAAGUUACGCACGUAUACAUUGGUUCCACAGCAAUGUAACGCCCCGACCAGAUCCAGUAUUUUACAUACAGCGAUUACCAAGGCAUUUAAUGAAGCCUUCGCAUCAACAAUGCGACAGCAAAGAGGUCGAAAUUACGUGGCCCCAGCUGAGAACGAGAUGAGGCCCAGCACGGAAAGCGUCGCUGGGAAUCCCUGCGACGAUGAUACCAGAUCAACAGAAGAUGACAAUGGUGAUACAAGUACUGAGACCACGCAUCCCAAUCCAGAUCCUCCCAGUACGGCCUCCACCGACCAAGAGGUAAUGGGAGCUGGUGAAGACAUUCGUUCAAUUCCUUCACGACUCGAAGGAGUCCAAAUUGGGCACCAGGCAAAGAAGGAGGUUGGCACCCAUCUGGGCUGA
Messenger RNA from Phytophthora nicotianae INRA-310, 519 nucleotides. RefSeq lists its product as hypothetical. NCBI's taxonomy places the organism in Eukaryota, Oomycota, Peronosporomycetes, Peronosporales, Peronosporaceae. The record is from RefSeq and is a predicted model, not a curated record. The coding region runs from base 1 to 519 and encodes 172 amino acids. The transcript has 3 exons.